GUGCUGCCAGGGAGGGUGUGGCGAUGGCAUGCACGGGGCUGGGAGCGCUGGGGAUUGCAGGCAUGGCGCAGAGCGCAAGGGCCGGCGCUAGGGGCACUGCUGCUAGGGGCCCAGUGUCCGCUUCAGGCGUGGAAGUGAGUGCCAGGGCCGGUGCUAGAGCUGGAGCUACGCGCGUCGCUUCUUCGGAGAUGCCUCUGGAGCCGUCUGCAGUCGAGGAGGAGAACAAACGGGCUGGUGCUUUGGGUGUAGGAGCGCCAACGGAUUCAUAUUCAGGUGGUGAGGUGAUUGUGAAGCAGCAGGGAGUGGAGGAAGAGAGGAAGGACUCUGUUGGGUUGAGUGAAAACUCCUUGGCAUGCGUGGGGGGCGACAGAGCGGCUGGUGCUAGGGGGUUAGCGCCAACGGAUGCAGGUGCUGCUGCUGCUGCUGCUGCUGCUGCUGCUGCGUCCGGUUCUGGGCGUGGUGCAACCGAGUCAAAUGCUGCUCAAACGCGCAUUGGAAGCUGUAGAGGGGAUGCCAGUAACGUGUAUGCAAUUGCUGCAGGUACGAACGUCACUACAGCUCUGGGUGUGCUUGGGGUUGUGAGAGCGGUGGAGAGCGGAGGAGCAACGCAUUUGCCUGCUGCGCCGACUGACGGGAGGCACAUGUGUGGCGUCUUACGGGGAGGCGAUUCCGAGGGGGGGCAGGCGUGUGGUGGGAAAGAAAGAUGGGAGGCAGUAGCAGCCGAAAUCGGAGCACCUGAAAUCGGAGCACCUGAAAUUGGGGCACCUGAAAUUGGGGCACCUGAAAUUGGAGCACCUGAAAUUGGAGCACCUGUGUCAGUAAGAGGGGAGUUGAUCGAUUGGGCAGAAACUCAGGAUGCCGGGGAAGUAGCACCCGAGGUUGUAGCACCUGAGGCAGUAAGAGCGGAGACAGAAGCAGUGGAGGUAGGAGCAGGAGAGGCAGGAGCAGCGGAAUCAAAAGCAGCAGAGUCAAACGCUGGAGAGACAGGAGCAGUGGAGACAGGAGAAGCAGGGGCAGGGGCAGCGAAGACAGACGCAGGAGAGGCAGAAGCAGGAGAGGCAGAAGCAGGAGAGGCAGAAGCAGGAGAGGCAGAAGCAGGAGAGGCAGAAGCAGGAGAGACAGAAGCAGGAGAGGAAGAAGCAGGAGAGACAGAAGCAGGAGAGGUAGAAGCAGGAGAGGCAGAAGCAGGAGAGGCAGAAGCAGGAGAGGCAGAAGCAGGAGAGGCAGCAGCAGGAGAGGCAGCAGCAGGAGAGGCAGAAGCAGGAGAGGCAGCAGCAGGAGAGGCAGCAGCAGGAGAGGCAGGAGCAGGAGAGGCAGGAGCAGCGGGGGGAAAAGCAGUGGAGACAAGAGCAGAAGGGACAAGAGCAGCAGAGACAGUAGUGGAGGAAAGAGGCACACCAACGCAGGCAAGCAGGGCACCGCCUAAGCUGGCCAAGGAGCUCAACUCUCUACUGGAUGUUGCCUGCAAGACAGCGGAGCAGGCAGUUGCGGCUUGGGAAGUGGGGAGAGAAAUUCACGAAGCAAAGGGAGCUGCACAAGGGGGCGAGCGAGCGGCGCAAGGGCGUGGCACACCGACGCAGACAAGCAGGGCACUGCCUAAGCUUGCCAAGGAGCUCAACUCUCUACUGGACGAUGCCUGCAAGACAGCCGAGCAGGCAGUUGCGGUGUCCUCUCGGCAUGCUCAAAGGGCUGCCCCAAGGCGUACCAUCGGGAGUGCACUGGGCUGCCCGAAAGAGUUUUCGAGUCAUCUGCCCCGUGGACUUGCAUUUGGCAUUCUUGUUCCCGUGCCUGCCGGCGCUCUUCCGUCUUCCUCUGCCUCCUCUGCCCCACCUCCCUCUGCUGGCGCUGCCUUCGCUCCCUCCGCCCCUACAUCUGGCUGGACCCCGCCUCAUCUGCCCGAGUGGAAAAAAUCUGGACCUCGCAUUUUUUCCGGGCAGCUCAGUUUGCUGCCCGACUCGCUUCAGGCAGGGUUUUGGAUGCGGAAAAAGGGAAGGGGAGGAGGAGGAGAGGGAGGGAAAAAGGUCUUGGGACUAUGCGGCGCAUGCUAUGUCAAGAUGGCCAUGAUUCAACACGGCUUCGAGACAACCCCGACGGGAGCUAUUCUCAACAUGGAUGAUGUUGACUCUCCUGCUUGGUACUUCAAGGACUAUCACUCGGUGAUGCGCGAUCACGGUAGACUGGUGAUCGAUGUGGGGGAGGCUCCAGAUGACUGGGGGUCUUUGAAGGAUUUGUGGGAGGAAGAAGGGGAGGAAGAGGUAGAAGAGGAGGAUUAUGAGGACGAGGGAGAAGGAGGAGAAGGGGAGGAGGAGGAGGAGGAAGAUGUGGAAGGUGAGAGCCAAGUGGAGUUCAGGGAAGUGAGUGAGAGUGCGAGUGAGGGGGAAGAUAUUCCGAUCUCUAGAAAGUAUAACGUGGUAUCAGGGCUGCAUCGGACUGGCCUGGAAGCUCAAAAGACGCCUUGUUGCAACCUCGUGCGGCACUCUUUGCGCGAUGAGACAGGGAAGUUUGCGAGCCAGCUGGGUUUUGAGUCAACUCAAGGUGAGAGAGGGAAGCUUGCGAGCCCUUCUGGCGAUGGUGAAGUGGGGAGGCUCUCGGACAUUGAUAGAGGAGGCAGGCGGGGAGGAGCAGAGAGAGGAGGAGGAGGAGAGGAGGAGGAAGAAGAGGAGGAGGAGGUAGGGGAGGGAGAGGGGGCGGAGAAGGAGGUUGGGUGUGGAGAACAAAGAAGUGAUGGUGCUACGGAUGGUGAUGGGCAUGGGCAUGGGCAUGGGCAUGGUCAUGGGCAUGUGCAUGGGCAUGGGCAUGGGCAUGGGCAUGGGCAUGGGCAUGGGCAUGUGCAUGGGCAUGUGCAUGGGCAUGUGCAUGUGCAUGCUCAUGGUGCUGAUGAUGGUGAUGAGGAAAACGACGAUGGGGCAGCAGUGGAGGGGGUCCCAUACGCGGCCAUCAACGACCGCAACCUCUCCCAGAUCUACCUCAGGCGAAGGCACCUGGAAGUUGCAGAGAGGCUGGGGGUCGAGAGGGCGGCGGAGCAGGGGGGCAGCUUGGAGAAGAGUGCAGAGGCUCUGAGGGGGAUGCUGGUGGGGGGGCUUGCGAGGCUGCGGUGUCCGGACGUGUUUGGACUGGUCAACGUGUCUGGAUAUAAGCUGGUGCUCGUUACAAACAUUGAGUAUUUCACCUCAGCGGCCCACGCCAGUUCUGACUUCGGUCCUCCGGGUUUCAACAUAGCCCAGCAGCAGCACAUGCUUGUGGUGACAGUCUUGGAUGGGCGAAAAAACCGCCUGGAGAGGUGCCGUGUGGCCGAGUUCUCAGACGGGGUGUUCAGAGGUCCAGAGGUGGAGGAGGUGCGGGAGCUGGUGAGGCGGGGGUCUCUUCCCCCCUUCUAUAUGGACAAGCUGGAGGAGCAUGUGCACCAGCUGAGGCGAAUCUUCUUCGAGACGGAGUACCAGCAAACCCUUGAGCGAGUUCAGCAGCUGAAGAACGCCAAAAAAUAUCCCCUCAUGCGCCCCUCGUGCAAUUUCCUGGCACUCAUCACACUCCUUUCAUACUAUCAUCACGCGUUCACUCGCUCCCCUCUCGCUUUUGACAUUUUUUCUCUGUCCUUCCGUCGCAUUUUGCUCGCCUACCAGUCCGCUGGUUUAUUUUUUCACUGAGAUCUAGUCCCUUUGUCCUUCCAUCUCU
Closterium sp. NIES-67 is the source of this 3672-nucleotide messenger RNA. The record is from the annotation of a GenBank genome assembly. Lineage: Eukaryota; Viridiplantae; Streptophyta; Zygnematophyceae; Desmidiales; Closteriaceae.